Molecule: messenger RNA, 303 nt
Organism: Staurois parvus
Lineage: Eukaryota; Metazoa; Chordata; Amphibia; Anura; Ranidae
Source: the annotation of a GenBank genome assembly
AUUUUGGAAUGGGGUGCCUCAGGACUGUCCAUGAUUUUAAAGGGUGCCUCAAGACUGUCCAUUAUUUUAAAGGGUGCCUCAAGACUGUCCAUAAUUUUAAAGGAUGCCUCAAGACUGUCCAUAAUUUUAAAGGAUGCCUCAAGACUGUCCAUAAUUUUAAAGGGUGCCUCAAGACUGUCCAUAAUUUUUAAGGGUGCCUCAAGACUACUGUCCAUAAUUUUUAAGGGUGCCUCAAGACUGUCCAUAAUUUUAAAGGGUGCCUCAAGACUGUCCAUAAUUUUAAAGGGUGCCUCAAGACUGUCC